Mytilus californianus (California mussel) is the source of this 672-nucleotide messenger RNA. RefSeq names its product heavy metal-binding protein HIP-like. Gene Ontology annotation, molecular function: protein binding. The transcript has 3 exons. Lineage: Eukaryota; Metazoa; Mollusca; Bivalvia; Mytilida; Mytilidae. The record is from RefSeq and is a predicted model, not a curated record. The coding region runs from base 91 to 603 and encodes 170 amino acids.
GUAUAUAUAUGGCGUAUAAAGCAGCAGUCCUCACAGGGGACUUUGAUAGCCUGUUUUUUUCAAGGAUUAAUAUAAACAACUUGACGAAUAAUGAUGAUGAAUGUAUUUUGGAUUUCUGUUUUGACUGUUAUAGUACUGGUCUCCAAAUCUACUUGCCUCAUUGCAUUUUCUUCCUACAUGAGCGAAAACAAAGCGAUCUCACAAAGUAAUUCUGUUGUUGAUGGAACAACCAUGAUCUUUGAUAAAGUAGAAAUAAAUUCAGGGUCAGAUUACAGCGUCGUCACAGGAAAAUUUACUGCUCCUUCCUCCGGUAUUUAUGCAUUCACUUGGACCAUCUGCGUAGAUUCACGUUAUAAACACCCUGCUGGAGAAUAUAACUACGGGGAAUAUGGUACAGAACUAAUGAUGGGCAGCACAAAAAUCGGUGUUUUACAUACAGACACAGAGAAACAAUACGACGACGCAUGCUCUACAGGAUUUGUCAUCAAAUAUAUAUCAUCGGGCAACCAAGUUUACGUCAGAAAUAACUACGCUCACCAAGGUCGACUACUUAGCAAGGAGAGUCAGACCAGAACAACGUUCUCCGGAUGGAAAAUGCAAUAAAAGGCAAAUCCAACGGAACAAAUUUUGCCAGAUCUAAAAUGUAAUAUUCAAAAUAAAAUUUGAAGACAA